This is a messenger RNA of Musca domestica (house fly), 6286 nucleotides long. RefSeq names its product calcineurin subunit B type 1. NCBI's taxonomy places the organism in Eukaryota, Metazoa, Arthropoda, Insecta, Diptera, Muscidae. Gene Ontology annotation, molecular function: calcium ion binding; calcium-dependent protein serine/threonine phosphatase regulator activity. The record is from RefSeq and is a predicted model, not a curated record. The coding region runs from base 469 to 981 and encodes 170 amino acids. The transcript is spliced from 4 exons.
CUAAUUUUGUGUAUAUGAACGGAAAAAGACACCAAGAGCCCCAAAAAAAGGAAAAAAAAAUAUUCUGAUUGGAAUUUGCAAAAAAAUAAAACGCUACAAUUCAACAAAUUUAGUUGUGAUAAAAACUUUAGCUAACGGAUAAUAUAUUGUAGAGAAAAGAAUUCUAUAUAGAAAAAGAAAAAUCGAUUGAAAAUAAAUUGCAAGUGAUUGAAAUUAAGUGCGAAUAACGAAAAAAUAAAAAAGAGAACUAGCCAAAGAAGAAGAAACGACAGAAAGUGUAUUUUUGGUGUUGCUGCUGUUUUUUGCUGAGCAAAAAUAAAGAGGAGCGCUACUUUUAGGAAGAAAGUGUGACCGAAAAAGUGAAAUUUCAUUGCAAUAAGAAAAUAAUAAAAGCAUAAAAGAAAAUAGGAAAAUAUAUAUCGUAACUUUUUCUAUAUAUAUUUCGCAGAUACUUAAGCAACAAACAAAAUGGGAAAUGAAACUUCUCUGCCCAUGGAGAUGUGCUCCAACUUCGAUGCCGAUGAGAUUCGUCGUUUGGGCAAACGUUUUCGUAAACUUGAUUUGGAUAAUUCCGGUGCCUUGAGCGUGGAUGAAUUUAUGUCAUUGCCAGAACUGCAACAAAAUCCCCUGGUUCAGCGUGUCAUUGAUAUUUUCGAUGCGGACGGUAAUGGAGAAGUAGAUUUUAAGGAAUUCAUACAAGGUGUAUCACAAUUUAGCGUUAAAGGCGACAAAUUAUCCAAAUUGCGCUUUGCAUUUCGUAUAUAUGAUAUGGACAAUGAUGGAUACAUAUCAAAUGGUGAACUGUUUCAGGUUUUAAAAAUGAUGGUAGGCAAUAAUCUCAAGGAUACGCAACUGCAACAGAUUGUGGAUAAAACAAUUUGUUUUGCCGAUAAGGAUGAGGAUGGUAAAAUUUCAUUUGAUGAAUUCUGUUCGGUGGUCGGUAACACAGAUAUACACAAAAAAAUGGUUGUUGACGUUUAAAUUCUAUUAAGCAAAACGUCGCUUUUAUAUAUUAAAAAAAAAAAACAUUUACUUAAAACAAACAAACAAAAAAAUUAAAACCACAAAAAAACUCUUCUGAAACCCUUUAUACACCACAACCACCACCAGCUCCUCAAAACGUCCCUUAACAACAUCACCGAAUUUCUCUCUUCAAUCUUUCAAGUUUCCUCUCUAUCUCUCUCUUAACACCAAUCCAUCAUCACAUUAUCAAGAGAAAAAAAAAAAAAAACAAAUGCAAAGAAGUGUCGCUCUUCUCCAUUUUUCAUAAAGAAAAUUAUAUACUUAACUAAUAUUUACAUAUAUACAUAUAUUUUUAAUUGUAUUUUUUUUGCUAAGAGAUAAAGUUAAAAUUAAUAAAAAAAUUAUCACAAUUAUUAACAAAUUUAUAUUUAUAAAAUAACAAAAAGAAAAAAGAAAACAAACCAAAAAAAUCAAAUUCAAAUUAGCAAAAAUUAAAAACACAAAUCAAAUUUUCUUUUUUUACAUUAAUAUAAAAUCUCCAAUGUCAAAUUUCAAUAUAAAGAAAAACUCACCCCGUAGAUUCUUCGAAUUUCAUUUGUUUUUCGAAUUUAAAUUGCAAUUUUUUGUUUCCAUUUAAACAAUAACCUAAUCCUUUUCUUCCUAUCCUCCAUAUUUCAACCCCUAUUCCCCUUUCUUAUCCAAAGUUUCUCAAAAAAUAAUAAAAAAAAAUAUUUUUUAAAACUUAAUUUAUUUUGUUUAAAUUUUGUUUAUUUUUGCUCUUUUUUAAGGUUAAGUUUGUUAAAGUUUUUAUGAUGAUUUCCUAAGCAUAAAAUAAAAACGAAUCCAAAUAAAUAAAACAAAAACGUUUAAUUAUGAAACUACCAAAAAAAUAAACUUAAUUUAAAAAUCUCAGCUUAAUAUAAUGAUAACAACAACAUAAUGUGCAGUAAUUUACUUUAUUUAAACAAAACAAAAACAAACAAUACAAACAACAUUAACUUCCAUAAGGAGUAUUACCCAGAAAUAAAAACAUCUCAAAAAUAAUGAAUAUACAACAUUACAUUUACCAUUUAAAAUGAAUCAACAACAACUAUCAGCAAUAAACGAACUUAUGCAUUAUAAUAACAUCAGAAACAAAACACUAAAAAAAUACAUGCAACGUUUUUCUCUACCGACAUCAAACAAAACAAAAAAAAUAAUAAUACGAUUUGAAAACAUAAACUUUACUAAUUUUAAUUAAAAUGAAAACAAAAAUAUGGAAUUAUGAAUAAAGUCACUCUCAGUCAAAAUUUGCCUAAUUUAAUGAUGUUGAAAUCAGAAGAAGAAAUACAUCAAGAGAUGUUUUUACAAUUCUAAACUAAGUCGAUGGGAAAUAGAAAGCAGCACAUGGCCAUACCUGUUGCAAAUGACAUUGUAUAAUUUGAAUAUUUCUCAGGAGGGUAAUAUUGACGGUUGUUGCUUGGUUCGAACUCCGAGAAGUUCAAUACACCGGUGUGUCCCUUUAAACGGGAAAAAUGUAAAUGGAAAUGGAUAAAAUAUUUGAAUUUGAAUAUUUCUCAGGAGGGUAAUAUUGACGGUUGUUGUUUGGUUCAAACACCAAGACGUUCAAUACGCCGGCGUGUCCCUUUAAGUCCAAAUAAAAAGUAAAGAAGUUAGUGCUAACGCGGUGCUUUUGGGAGAAGUAAAAUAUGUAGAUUGUAGUCAGUGUAUAUAAAGAAGGCUCGUUGAGUUUCAAUGUCGUUAUAGCGUUUUAACGUAUCUUCUAGCAAUAUUCAAUUUAAAAAAAAAAUUGCCAGUGUACGAACAAGUAUUUUGCGCGUUUUCUCCUUUUCCUCACCAUCUAUCCAUUAGGACGGCAUGGUCCUGGUUUGAUUGUUUGAUGAGAAGUUGUACGAAAGAUUUGGCCGAUAUUAUCAAUUUCACACCUGACAUAUUUAUAAUAUAAAUAUAACUACAGGGUGAGAUAAAAUAAUUCAACAAAGUCAAACGCCAUAAUUUUUAAAUUUUUUUUUUAAAUUUUAUUGAAUGAAAUCAAAAAAUGUCGGAAAUAGCGCCAAAUUUUAGAAUAAGUUUAGAUUUGUUUGAACAGGUCAAGAUUGGCACGAACUAUGGCCUUUAAACGGCCAAUGAAACCGUCACACGCUACCCGAAUGUUGUUUUGCGGUAUUUUGGCCCAUUCCCGGCGAAGCGCUUGCUUUAAGUGAUUGACACUUUGGUAUUUUUUAGUGCUAUCCUUGUUUUUCAAAAUACUCCAGACACAAUAGUCCAACGGGUUGGUAUCCGGAGAUAUUGGUGGCCAUUGUGCGCUGGAAAUGAAGCGAGGAUCCUCAUUUUGUAACCAUUCUUGGGUGGCGCGUGCUGAGUGCGAUGGUGCUGAGUCCUGUUGGAAUGUCCAGAAUAUUUUCUCGAUAAUAUUCGGCAUUUAUUUUGAUGCCACGGUCGAUUAAUAUGAGCGGAGAGCGAUCAUCGGCUGUUAUGGCGCCCCACGCCAUCACCAUGACCGGCGCUUGAGUUCUGGUGGCCAACCGAAGGUGCACAUUUUCAGCAGACCCCUUUGGCAAGUAACAACAACGAAUGUUUUCUCAUCGGAAAAAAACCAAAUUCGGCAGUUCGCCACUUUCGGCCAUUCUUUAGCUCUUUUGAGUUUAUUUUUUUAUGUUGCGGUGUAAGUCUGGCACUUUUUGGAAUUUCAAUGGCUUUACCCCGAGCUCAUUUUUCAAUAUUUGCCGAAUGGAAUAUUGCGAUAUGUUUAGCUCACGAGCCAUUUUUCGGCCACUGUAACGUGGGUUUCGAUCAAGUCGCUUCUUUAUUUUCGAACCAUUUCUGUUGAUGUUGCUGUUUUCUUCCGUCCACUUCGUUGACGUCGGGCUAGGCUACCAGCAUUACGGUAACGAGUGAUGGUACGAGACACGAAAGAUUUAUUCACAUUUAAAUGCUGGAGUGCUCUAACGAUAGCCGCUUGUGGUUUUCCAGCCAAAUAUAAAGAAAUCACACUAUCACGCAUGAAUUUCAUCACGAAUAACUUUUUUUCUCGAAAAUUAUCACCAAAAUGAUUUGUACACUUGUAAACAAUAUUUGAGCUGCCACUGGAAUAAUUUUAACAGCUGUCGGACGAGUGGCUUUGAAAUGACAGCAGUCUGAAGUUGGUUGCAGUUUUUUCAUCUCACCCUUUAUGUACGAUCGACAAUAUCGUAUUCUCCUUCGUUUUUUUUAGCUGCAACAAAAGAUGGAUCAUCUUCUUGUAUGAUAUUUUUUCUGCAUUCUAGUGUGACUGCGUUAAUGUUAUACUAUUCAGGCACUCUCUCUCUCUCUGCACCUCUCUCUAAAUCAAGAAGAUUUCACCUUACUUGUAUGGACAGAGGUUGCCUAUCCAUCGCAAUACAUGCUUAGUUUUGGGAAGAACUCUUUCGCCACCUCAUGUAGAUGGUACACUGGCAUCGUGAGGUGACAACAUGUUGCAGUUGGUCGGUAUUUUUCCACUGCGUAGCACUAAAAUUCGCAACUCUGGGCGCCCUUUAUAAGGGGUCAAAAGGUUUCCUUACCCCGCCUCUAGUUGCUGGCGACUGGCAUCUUGAGGACCUUGUUACUACUGCAUUUUGUAAAGAGUGUUGCCGUUGAUUUAUUUGUAUAUUAUAUUUUCAUAUAACUCGAUGCAAGAAGGAGGCAACCUUUGCGAGAUAGGUUUUCAGCCUGAUUCACAAGCCAUCGAGGACAGGACCCGGCGCCAUAAUCGAGCAAUCAUCUGCAUACUGUAUGGUCUCUAUUCCUGGAGGACGCGGAAUUCUGGAAAGGUAGGUGUUAAACAACUAGGGAGACGAUACCCACCUUGAGGAACUCCCUGUUUCACUGUGCCAGAUUCUUGUUUUGAAACUCCACGAACGUCUGACGUACUGAUGUACAGUUUAUUUUCCAACGUUUCAAACUAGACUGAAGAGAAAUUUUCUCGACAUCCUCAAACAGUGUGGGCGGUUGACUACUACUUUCCCAUUGCACGGUAUGUUGUGGUUACGUCCUUGACGAAGAAGGAUAGUAUUCGCUACUGGUGGCGACAAAAGCGAAAUUGGACUGUAUGACUACCCUGGGCUGGCAUCCUUGUCUGGCUUCAGUAGCGGUAUCAUCACGCCCAUUUUUUAGGCUUCGGUAACUAUGUGGGUGGCUUUUGCGAGUACCUACCCCCAGCGUAUGGUUGACCUUCACUUUCAAUUUCCUCACUCUGAGAUCAGUAGGGUUUAAACCCUUUCACGUUCAUUCACCCUGCCUCUGUUUGGAAAUUUGGUCUUAUUAUUGGACACUGAGUUAUAUAGCGAGAAGCAGCAACAUUGAAACGAAGACUAGUGAACUCUCAAAAUUCUAACCAUGGUCCACCACAUAGGAGUACAAUAUUAGAAUACCCAUAAUGAAACCUGGCUUUGAGUAUUAUAUGGCUGUUUAGCCAUAGAUGCAGGUAUAUGGUGAAUCAAAUCUACCUCCAGUUAUUAAGAUUGUUGAAAAAAAAAAUUAAAGACAAUCAGGAGUUGAAAGAGCAAAAUGUAGCCUAUAAUGUUGCAGUCUAGGAGACGCUUGUAAGGUUGCAUACCCCAACAAGGACUACAGUAAUUACUUUCCUGUAGUUUCGUAAUUUGUUUAAAUCGUUGAACAGUUUGUUACUAUAUCCUACGCUCUGCAUUCCUUGCAAUGAAUAAUAUGUGGUCUAAACCCCCUAGUUUUUUUCUAUAAAGUUUGUGCUGGAGCCAAGUGCGAUUAAAACUCUAGGGGAACGGCCCAAUAAAAUCCAUUAUGGAAGGAUUUUCUAGUAUUUUAAUGGAACAUUUUCUUCUAAAAUUACAAAAGAUUUCCAAAUUUAUUUGACUACAUAGAAUUUAUUUCACUAAAUUUUGUGGCUCUGCCGAGACCCAAGUUUUCGAAAAAAAACAUGUAUGUAUUUAACCUAAAAACAUCCUUAAAAAUAACUAAUAUAAAAUCACAAAUAAAUACCAAAAUCUUUCACUUAAGAAAAAAUCAUAAAAAAUGUGCACUUUGUAAAAUUUAUUAAGAAAAAAAAAAAAACAAAAACAUUAAAAUUUAUUACUAAUUGAUAGUAAGUAAUUCUCAAAACCAAAUGACUUUUCUAAGUAAAAAAUUAAAAAAAAAAUAACUUAAAUAUAAAAAAUAAUCUACAAGCACUCUCUGAACUAAAAGAUAAAAAACUGUAUAAUUAUUAUUCAAACCAAGGCGAGUAAAUAAAAUACCGAGAAUUUUUCUGAAAAUAAGCCGUAACAAUAAAUAUUGGAAAUUUAAUUUAUUGCAAAGGCGCAAAAAGGAAGAACAAAAAAAAACUAGAAAA